Messenger RNA from Oncorhynchus tshawytscha (Chinook salmon), 6100 nucleotides. Its product is annotated as polypeptide N-acetylgalactosaminyltransferase 10. The record is from RefSeq and is a predicted model, not a curated record. The transcript has 12 exons. Bases 105 to 1925 code for a protein of 606 amino acids. NCBI's taxonomy places the organism in Eukaryota, Metazoa, Chordata, Actinopteri, Salmoniformes, Salmonidae. Gene Ontology annotation, cellular component: Golgi apparatus.
CAGCUCCAACAUUAUAUCGUUGGUUUGUUCAGAUUGAAAGUUGUCCACCUGGAAGCAGUUGGGAGUACAUUGUAGACAGUUUUUCUCACAUUUAUUCUGGAGAGAUGAGGCGAAAAGAAAAACGACUACUGCAGUUCGCAGGGUUACUUAUAGCCGCUCUUAUUUUCCUGCCGAACGUUGGUCUGUGGUCAUUAUACCGAGACCGAGUUUUUGAGAACUCGCCAGAAAUAGUGGAGGGACCGGGUGGCAUCCCUCAAAUACAGGGAGUAAACGUCCGGCCCCAGAAGGAUGCCCAGGUGGGGCGGGACGGCAUGCGGAGGAAGGACUGGCACGACUACGAGGCAAUCAGGAGAGAUGCUGCUCGCUCUGGUAACGGAGAGCAGGGUAAGCCAUUUCCUCUGACGGACACUGACCGGGUGGACCAGGCCUACAGGGAGAAUGGGUUCAACAUCUAUGUCAGCGAUAGGAUCUCCCUCAACCGCUCUGUCGCAGACAUCCGGCACCCAAACUGUAAACAGAAGCUGUAUGGGGAGAAGUUGCCCAACACCAGCAUCAUCAUCCCAUUCCACAACGAAGGUUGGUCGUCCCUGCUCAGGACAGUACACAGCGUGCUCAACCGCUCUCCCCCUGAGCUCAUCGCUGAGGUCAUACUGGUGGACGACUUCAGUGACAAAGAGCACCUAAAGGGGUCUCUGGAGGAGUACAUGGUGCGGCUGCCCAAGGUGAGGAUCCUGCGCACCAAGAAGAGGGAGGGUCUCAUCAGGACCCGUCUACUGGGGGCGGCGGCGGCCAAUGGAGAGGUCAUCACCUUCCUGGACUCCCACUGUGAAGCCAACAUCAACUGGCUGCCCCCGCUGCUGGACCGUAUAGCCGAAAACAGGAAGUCCAUCGUGUGUCCGAUGAUCGACGUGAUCGACCACGACAACUUUGGCUACGAGACGCAGGCGGGCGAUGCCAUGCGAGGGGCGUUUGACUGGGAGAUGUACUACAAACGCAUCCCCAUCCCCUCGGAGCUGACAAAAGAGGACUCUAGCGAACCCUUUGAGUCUCCUGUGAUGGCUGGCGGACUCUUUGCCGUGGACAGGAAGUGGUUCUGGGAGUUGGGAGGAUAUGACACGGGACUGGAGAUCUGGGGAGGAGAGCAGUACGAAAUCUCUUUCAAGGUGUGGAUGUGUGGCGGGCGUAUGGAGGACAUCCCGUGCUCCAGGGUGGGUCACAUCUACAGGAAGUACGUCCCCUACAAGGUCCCUGGCGGGGUCAGCCUGGCUAGGAACCUGAAGCGAGUGGCUGAGGUAUGGAUGGAUGAAUAUGCAGAGUACAUCUACCAGCGGAGGCCAGAGUACAGGCACCUGUCAGCAGGAGACAUGACAGUGCAGAAGGACCUGAGGAACAGCCUCAACUGUAAGAGCUUCAAAUGGUUCAUGACAGAGGUGGCCUGGGACCUACCCAAGCACUACCCACCUGUGGAGCCCCCUGCUGCCGCCUGGGGAGAGCUGCGCAACACAGGCAGUGGCAUGUGCAUGGAGAGCAAACACUUUUCGUCUGGGUCGCCCGUCCGCCUGGAGACAUGUCUGAAGGGGCGGGGUGAGGCCGGGUGGAGCCAUGGACAGGUGUUCACGUUUGGCUGGCGGGAGGACAUCCGAGUGGGGGGCCCCAUGCACACAAAAAAGGUCUGCUUCGAUGCCAUCUCUCACAACAGCCCUGUCACCCUGUACGACUGCCACGGCUUGAAGGGUAACCAGCUGUGGCGCUACAGGAAGGAUAAAAGUUUAUACCACCCCAUCAGUAACAGCUGUAUCGACAGCAACCCCACAGAGAGGAAGGUGUUCAUGAACACGUGUGACCCCAGCGUCCCCAGCCAGCAGUGGGUGUUUGAGAAGACCAACACCACCGUCCUGGAGACGUUCAACCGCAAUAGCAACUGACACCUGUAGGGGUCAGCACUGAACCUGAACACUGAACCUGAACUCACUCUGGAACUGUGUUCUUUCACUAAGACAGAAGUGGGAUGUUGUUACUCUAAAGGGGUCAAGGGUGGAAGGAAGUGAAGGGGGGUCAGGGGGUAGCAUUAGCAUGUGCAAGCCAGUCUAGAUACAUCAGUUAUUGGGCGAUGGAGAAGAGUUGGCGCCUGAGAGGUUCUCUCUGUGGUUGAAAGACUAGUCUCUCGAUGCGGUGAUGGUGUCUUCCUGCGUUAGGGGGAUUAGGUCUGUCACAGCACGGUCAUUCUGGCGGUGGUCCAUCUCAUUUCUGCUUCUCUGUGCCUCUCCCAGAUGACUGCCCAUACAUCCAUCUACAUCACCCUGUGUGAGUGUCUCUCUUGCUCAGUCACAUUCCCUCCAUUCCCCUCAUGUGCCGCCCCUGCUCUGACAGCCCCCCCUGAGACACCCGCUGAGCCAAGCCCAAACUGACACACUGUGAAGCCGGCCAGACCCAACCACUCUGAAAAGCACCUUGUGUUGAUUCGUGUUUUUGUUUUCUUGUUAUGCUCACUUGGCUAGCUUUUUCUCUUUCUUGGUUUCCCCUCUAUAGCAUUGAUCGAAAGUGGAGUUUGCGCAACAUCUGUCCAAAUGAAGAGGGGUAAGAAAAACCUCAUCUUUUAGGACGUGUAUUUUGUUUUAGCUCUGAAUGAAUAAUACUUUAGUAGCAGCACCUUGUCUCAGCACUCUUAUCUAUUCGAAGGACUGUGAUUUGAUGCCAAUGAUUUGUCCAUAGAGGGAACUGUAAGGACUUACUAUCAUCAGUUUAUUUUUGUCCCAUCACCUGAACAGAGGCUCCCGCUGCCUUCUGGGAUGAACCCCAGCACUCUCUGGAAUGACUUCAUCAUGAAACACAUGGAGGUCAGCAGCACUGAGACAGUAGUCAGACCAUGCUGGUUUCUCAAACGCAUCAGGAGGGACUCUAGACUGGUUUGCCCGGGGGAGGGGGGUUAUUAUAGGUGGUUUAGAUGCAUUAAGCACUUGCAAUGAUAAACUUGAAUAAAAAUCGUAGUGCCUUGCUGGAUGAGAGCAGAAGUAAAUACGGCCUGGUCUGACUCGGCCUGGCCUGGUGCCCUAUUCCAGUCGUCCUCCUACACUGUCUCAGACUGACUGACAGAUGUUGGAGAGAGAGGCAAUCUGAGGUGACACUGGCUCUUAAUGGAUGGGGUUCUACAACAGUAAUGUAUUUGUAAUGUUAGUUUUUUGCUAGUAUCUUCAGCUAUUCACUAUGUGUUCUCCUGCCUUUCAAAGUGAACCGUUUUCUGAAAAGACCCUCUUAUGUUCAUGGCAUGUCACCAACAUGCCAAUUUGUUGUUUCAAGAUCUACAAUGGACAUUCAAGCAUUGAUUAGUAUUGAAUUCCUGUUCUUGUUGUGCGUUUAGAUUUUGUAGCGUAAUGACCUCUUACUCAGCAUUUGUUUUCUUUCAGUUUUUUUGUCUUGGCUUAGCCAAUGAGUUGUUUGUAUGUCAAAUGCAAUUCAGUUUUGACCUGGGUGUUGUUCAGAAAGACUGCGAACAUUGCCUGCUGUGUAGUUAUGUUCCAUUCUUUGUGUGCGUGUUUUUUGUUCCCCUCUUUUCCUCUGAAAUAAUUCCAAGGUAGAGCCCUUGUUUAGCCUUAGGUGUUUGUCUGCUGCAAAAAAAGUUAUUAGGGCAAAACAUUGUCACCUUAAGGCAAAGCGGGAUGUGAUAUGCAUGAUGCAACGAUCACACCCUUCAUCAGUCAAACUCUCAUCCUACCCCUUUCAGAAAUUGAUAAGUCUAAUUAGCAUUAAAAAAACAGUGUAGCUUUUUGUUGUUGUUUGAUGGAACUAAUUUGAGUACACUACUAGCCUGUAGUGUAUGUGUUGUAGAUUUUGACUGGCCAAGUGAAUCAUCAAAUAGUUUAGACUCAAACAACGGCAUUCUUCCAUGCAUUGUGGAGAAAAUGUAUGGAAAUUCAACAAGACAUCCAUGUGGCACAUUAGUAUGAGAUGCUGCACAAUGAGGCUUUAGUUGUGAAGCAUCUUUGUUGCCCAGUCAUGUAACACUGUAUGUUUUUUCUCCUUAUCAAACUGAAAUGUAGCUAGGACUGGCUGGGGACUCCAAAGUUGGUUACUUCCAUUGGUUUCCCUUUCCAAAAAUGUUUAGUUUUGUCCCGGCAAGUAAGCGGCAUGUAUGGAAGACCAAAGCUUUUAAAUAUUAUGAUAAAAAUGGCCGAAUCUAAGUUGUGUAACUUUUUCCAAGACAAAAUAUUCAUUUUCUAAUUAUUCCAGCUAAAUACAUUUCACAAUUAUACUUACAGAAUUAUUACGUCUGUACCAGAGUUGUAAUUUAAGCUGAUUAAUUGUCUCAUCUUUUACACUAAUAUUGUAAGUGUAAAUGGUAAAAUCCUUAACACAGUUUAAAUUACCAUUAUAGAUCUAAGACUGGAAUUCAAUCAAACCAGGACUGGUAUGGUCAAUUUUACCAUUUCCAUUGGGUGAAAAAUCAAACCCGAUUUGGAUUUAGUCCUGCUUAUUCUCUUGAUGCAUUGUUUGAUAUUUUCAAAUGCUCCACCGGUUGGUCCAUGACUUCCAAUGUGUUCACUGCUCUCCCGAUGCUAGAAUGAUGGGUCGAAACAUGUUUAUGUUCAAGCACUGAAGUUUAUACAGUAAAGUUAUGUUUGUGUCUGAGGGAAUAUAAACAGGGUUGUUUGACCUGUGGACAUAUAAUCAUCUUGCAAAGGUGGUAAGAAUCCCCCAAAUCCAUGGCAUUUUAUUGUUCAGUUUGGAACAAGGAUAUUUGCAGUACAUUGACCCUGUCAAUUGCACAUGUAAAAGGCAUUUGAUUGUCAUAUGAUUUAUAACUUGGGAUGGAGGUGGUGAAACCUUUUUUAAAUUGUGGUUUUCAAUAUUUUAUAAAGUGCCAUUUCUUUUCAUGAUCUUGUUUGAAUUAAAUAUUCAGCUAAAAAUGUGAAGACAAUACUUUAUUUUUUAAAUGAAAUUGAAUGUCUAAAGGCCCAUUGCAGUUAAAUAUGAUUUUCCUGUGUUUUAAAUGUAUUUCCAGACAGAUUGGAAUAAUACUGUGAAAUGAUAAUGCCCAUUUAUCGUAAGCUGUUUGGAAAGACUGCUUGAAAUUUCAGCCUGUUUUGAAGGGAUGGAUUUUUGCCCUGCCUGGCAACAUCAUCAGGCGGUAUAAGUUAAUAGAUCAAUAACAAAGUUUCAAACCUCUCUGCCAAUAACAGCUAGUUUUCAGGUUACAUUAGGUUAGUCCAAUUGGUCCCUCACUCAGACCACUCCCAGACAGCCCUAGCAAAAUUCUUGCUUGAGAAAUUUCUCUUUGCUUAGAAGAUAUUUUUUAUUACAAUUUUUCACAAUUUUAAUUCAAAACAAUCACAGUAAGCUACUCAAUUGUUACCCAGAAAUUAUUUGAUAUUGAGAUAAAAAUGGAUGCAUUGAACCUUUUUUAAAGUUGCAAUAUGUAGCUUUUUGGGCAACCAGACCAAAUUCACAUAGAUCUAUAACUCAUAUUUCUAUCAUUCUACUUGAAACCAAGUCUAAAAAGCGGUAGAUCUGUUCUGUGUGCGUUAUUUCUAUGCUUCCGGUUAAGUUUUGUUUUUCGUCUAUUACAUUUGGUUUUGUACACCAUCUUUAAACAGCUGAAACGACAACAUGUUUAGUUAUGGGAAAUCUAUUUCACAGCGGUUUAGAUGGUACAAUGAAUCUACACUAUACGUGCUUAUUUUGUCACACAAACUGAAAUUAGGCCAACUAUUAGAGUUUUAGAAACCUGCAUUCACAAAAUGAUGUGUUCAUGUUUGUGCAAUUUUGAUGUGUACAUUUUGUCAUAAAUUAUCAAUAUUUUUUUUCUACUGACAAUGACUGUAAAGGGGCGACAGGGUAGCCUAGUGUUUAGUGUUGGACUAGUAACCGAAAAGUUCAAAUCCCCGAGCUGACAAGGUAUAAAUCUGUCGUUCUGCCCAUGAACAGGCAGUUAACCCACUGUUCCUAGGCCGUCAUUGAAAAUAAGAAUGUGUUCUUAACUGACUUGCCUAGUUAAAUAAAGUUUUUUUAUAUAUAUAUAAUUAAAAAGGGUAUUUAACACACCGUGUACAACUAAACUGGAAUUGUAUAUUUUUUGCUGAAAAUAAAAAUGUUUAUAUUUGAA